Echinops telfairi (small Madagascar hedgehog) is the source of this 264-nucleotide messenger RNA. RefSeq names its product keratin-associated protein 7-1. NCBI's taxonomy places the organism in Eukaryota, Metazoa, Chordata, Mammalia, Afrosoricida, Tenrecidae. The record is from RefSeq and is a predicted model, not a curated record. The transcript has a single exon. Bases 1 to 264 code for a protein of 87 amino acids.
AUGACUCGUUUCUUCUGCUGUGGAAGCUACUUCCCAGGUUAUCCUUGCUAUGGGACCAACUUCCAUGGGAACUUCAGAGCCACCCCCUUGAACUGUGUCAUCCCCCUGGGCUCUCCUCUGAACAAUGGCUAUGGCUACAAUGGCUACGGCUCCUUGGGCUACAGCUUUGGCGGUAGCAACAUCGGCAACCUGGGCUGCGGCUAUGGUGGCAGCUUCUGCAGGCCAUGGGGCUCAGGCUCUGGCUUUGGCUACAGCACCUACUGA